Messenger RNA from Ixodes scapularis (black-legged tick), 2353 nucleotides. RefSeq names its product mitotic spindle assembly checkpoint protein MAD1 (gene Mad1). Lineage: Eukaryota; Metazoa; Arthropoda; Arachnida; Ixodida; Ixodidae. Gene Ontology annotation, biological process: attachment of mitotic spindle microtubules to kinetochore; mitotic spindle assembly checkpoint signaling. The record is from RefSeq and is a predicted model, not a curated record. Gene Ontology annotation, cellular component: mitotic spindle; kinetochore; nuclear envelope. Bases 135 to 2234 code for a protein of 699 amino acids. The transcript has 16 exons.
UUGAGCACUGAGUUUGGCUUUGCCGUCGCCGGCUACUUUGCCCGGUGUUUUUCGACCGCGAAGUGCGCGAAACGCUAAUUUUGCUGCGGUGUCGGCGGUGUUGUUCCGUGUUGCUGACUUCGCUCAAUGCGAAGAUGUCGUUCACGUGCGAAAACACGCGCGUGAUGCGGGCCAUCCGCGAGUUCUCCGAUAUGUUCGCUGUCGAGCGAUCGUCGGACGCCAGCACCGAGGACGGAACGGCGGUUCGCCACCUUGACUUCAGCCCAAACAUCAACGGGAGACGAAGUGACAGCCUCGCCGACAUUAAGCCCGCGUCAGUGAUUAACGCAGCAGAGGUGGACUCGCUGAAGGCGGAACUCCUGGCCUCCAAGGCAGAGAUCAGCCGCCUGACACUGGAGCUGUCGCAGAGCGAGCCCGCACGCAAGGUGCUGCUCGUCUGCCAGGCGAGGGAGGUGGAUGAGCUCAAGGAAAGCCUCCAGAAGGAGACGGACAAGGGGCACGAGCUCAAGCGGCAGGUAGUUCGUCUGCUGGAGCAAGAGGCGACGCUGCGGGCCGAGCUCUCGCGUCUGAAGCAGAGGACCGCUCGGCAGAGCGCCGACCUCCAGGAUCAGCUGCGCCAAUCGCAAGCGCACUGCCUCGACCUCCAGUGUCAGCUCGACGAGAAGACCGAACUGGCCGAAAACACCAGAGUCACCUUGAAAGCGGAAGUGCACAGGUUGACCAUGAGCCAAGUGUCCCUUUCCUCCUCGCUUCAAGAGACCAGGGAACAACUUGAUCUGCUCAUGAGGCGUUCCGGGGAGAAAGAGGCUGCCAUCACACGUCUGCAAGACGAGAAUGCAGACCUCCGAAAGCUGGAAGCACGUGCCAAGGACCUGCAGCGGAGGCUGGACGAGCUGAAGGAGGCGGAGUCCCUGGCACGCAUCAUGAAGGAGGAGCUGAAGAGGCUGCCCUGCGUCGAGAAGGAGCUGGCACAGCUGCAGGAGGAGGUGAAGCUCCACAGACGAGCGCGGGCCAACGUGCAGCUGGUCCAGGAGCAGAUGCUGUCCCUGAAGGCAGACGCCGGCCGGACGGAGGAGCUCCAGCAGACGUGCAGCCGCCAGCAACUGGAGCUGGAGCAGCUCCGGCACAAGCUCGGCCUGUGGCAGUCCCUGGCUGGGGAGCCCCACAGACUCGGGAGCCCCACAGCAGUGCUGCAGUGUCUGGCUGACCUAAGACGAUCGGAGUUAGCGCUGACCGAACGUCAGUCUAAGCUCAUGGCUGAGAAUGAGACGUUGCGGGGCAAGGUGGACACCAUGGGACAAGAGCUGCGGCGAGCCAAUGCAAAGCUGGUCCAUCUGCAGACGCAAGCGGACGAACAGACGGCGUUUACGCGGCGAAUGCAGAGGCGCCUGCUGCUUCAGGGAAAGGAGCGGGAGGCCUAUCGAGCCUUGAUGGACAGCUACCAGAGUGAAGCCGGGCAGCAGUGGCCGGCCGCCGCCGCCAAGCAGAUCCAGUCCCUGGAAGCGGUCCUGGCCGACUACCGACACAGCCUGGACCAGGUGGAGAAGGAGCUAGAAGACCUGCGAAACCGACGACAGUUGUCCAGUUCCUGCAGAAGUGAUGCCGAGUCACAAACUGACCAAGUCAAAUUUGAAAACUCGGAAAAUGGGGGUGCAUCCGGACUGCGGAUAGUCCACUUUGUGGAGAAUCCGCUCGAGGUCGCAUUCCGAGAGCGACUGGAGUCCGUCUCUCGCCUCGAGGAGGAGAAUGACCGUCUGAGGGCGAGGGUGAAGGUGCUGGAGGAGUUUGGAUGCUCUCAGGACGUCACGGCCCAGGUGCAGCUGCGGCUGGACCAGGAUGGAUCACUGCCGGACCGCAAGAGCCUGCAGGACCAGCUGGCGUCUGCCGAGGCCAAGAACCGUCGGCUGGUGGCGGCCUUCCGCCGGACCAGCCAGGACUUCCGGCAAGGCUGCUACCUGCUCACGGGCUACCGGGUGGACGUGGUCAAGGAGGGACACUACAAGCUCACCCACGUGUAUGCCAACUCGCCCGACGACUAUCUCCUCUUCCAGAACGGUGAGAGCAGCAUGAACGUCUUGGAGACGGACUACCUGAAGCGGCUGAGCUCCCUGGCGGAAGAGUACCUCGCAAAGCACGACAGCGUUCCGGCGUUCCUCAGCGCCCUCACGCUCGAGCUGUUCGCGCAGAGGAGCACGGCACAGGCGGCCACGCGGCAGUCACUUUCCUCUACCUGACCAGCCCUUGCCGACAAAAGGCUGCCGAAACGAAGCCGGCAAGGAGGGGAGAAGAACGCCGCGUGGUUCGUUGGACGGCAUUGCAUUUUCAAAUAAAUGCAGCCGUUCAUUUGUUUGUA